This is a messenger RNA of Carica papaya (papaya), 1079 nucleotides long. The record is from RefSeq and is a predicted model, not a curated record. NCBI's taxonomy places the organism in Eukaryota, Viridiplantae, Streptophyta, Magnoliopsida, Brassicales, Caricaceae.
GCUAAAGAAAGAGAAGGUAGUUUAGUUCCAUUUGAUGCUGGUGCUUCUGAUAAAUUUGAGAAGGUAGGAAAUAAAUUCUCUGGCAAUGAUUAUAAUGAACGGCGCUCAAAGAGGAAAUACCGUGCAAGGUCUGAAAGACAUGACAAAGAUGAGGAAGAAAAAGAGGAAGAAGAGGAAGAUCAAGAAAAGGAAGAGGAAGAAGAAAGGGAUCAUAAAUCCUUGAGGAAGAAGAGGCAUUCUCGCCAUUCUUCGCACCACAAUAGGGAUAAGCAUAAGCACAAAAAAAGACGAUCAUCUUCCAAGGACACAGAUUCUAGACAUAAGCAAGAUAACUCCUCCGACAAUGAGCCUCGAGAUUCUCGAGAUAUGCAAAAGCAAGAUGUGUCCACUGAUGAUGAGCUGCAAAUCUCUAAUCAUCGACAUAAACAUGAGCCCUCCUCAGAUGAGGAGCAUGAACAUUCUCGAAAAAGAGAUAGACACAGAAAAUCCUCUGAUGAUAAACACAGGCGCUCGAGACAUGGUUAUAGACUUGAUAGUUCCACUGAAGAUGAUCAGCAGUACUCUCGGCAUCGGCAUAAACACGAGAGAUCUCCCAAGGAUAAGCAUCAGCACGAAAGCAGAACAAAUAAACACAGGAAGAGAUCUCGUAAGGAAAAAGAUGGGGACUUGGAGGAAGGAGAAAUCUGCUCGAAGUCGGAUCAAUCAAAAGCUAGUGAUGGUGAUCGUGCUAGUCGGGAAGCUUCUGUGAGUUUAUCAAAUCGUAUCGGGGAUGGAAGAGCUCCAUCCCAACCUACUCAAACCACUCAGGUUUCUGAUGAUCUAAGAGCCAAAAUCCGAGCCCAUGUUGAUGGCUACCUUAUAGUCUGCCGUGCAAGUUAGCCUGUGUUUUUCUUUAAAUUAAAAAAAGAUUGUAUUUUUAACGGCGAUGGUACAGAUUGGUUAUCUUCGUUUGUUCUUUUUCAAUUUUGAAUUUUUGUUCAGUUUAAGAACCAACUCUGGAAGGAAACUAGAAAAGAGAAAAUUGGCGAAAAUGCGGAAGGCUUUUAUUAUGAGAAAAUUUACUUCUGGUUUUGAUGGAA